Colletotrichum godetiae is the source of this 1066-nucleotide messenger RNA. RefSeq lists its product as uncharacterized. The transcript has 2 exons. NCBI's taxonomy places the organism in Eukaryota, Fungi, Ascomycota, Sordariomycetes, Glomerellales, Glomerellaceae. The coding region runs from base 68 to 1066 and encodes 332 amino acids. The record is from RefSeq and is a predicted model, not a curated record. Gene Ontology annotation, molecular function: 4 iron, 4 sulfur cluster binding; catalytic activity.
GUCGAAUAUUUACUGGAAGGAAACAUCUGGAAGCAACAGGAAGAAAAUCAAUGAGCACUCUAACAUCAUGGGAUUCUUGACAGUCACCGCCAAAGCGGCUCUGGCAGCCGUUUCAACAAUACUUCCCUUCAUUUGGGUUGUCGGCCUUGUGGUGCUGACAACAACAUAUUUUUCACUCCGCCGCCACGCUGAGACGCCUCAUCAAGACGCCUCAAAAGUACCGAUCAAUUAUGAUUCAAAGUCCAAGCCCCCAGUGGACGACCCGAACGCUCCUGUCUCUGUCAAUUACUUCCCGUCCCGCGAAUGCAACUACGCCUGCGGAUUUUGCUUCCACACCAACACGUCAGGUUACAUCCUUCCCCUAGACGAAGCCAAGCAUGGAAUGCGUCUACUGAAGGACGCCGGCAUGCGGAAGCUCAACGUUGCCGGCGGCGAGCCCUUCCUCCAUCCGAAAUUCCUGGGCGAGCUGCUACGGUGCUGCAAGGAAGAUCUCGAUCUCGAAAGUAUCAGCAUCGUUAGCAACGGGAACAAGAUCCAAGAGAAGUGGCUCCGCGAGUACGGCCGGUAUCUGGACAUUCUGGCCAUCUCCUGUGACUCGUUCGUUCGCGAGACGAAUAAGGAGAUUGGCCGCGGGGAGAAUGGCGGAGCGGAAGGCGAAAAGGACCACAUUGCACAGAAGGUAUUCCAGUGCCUGAUCGUUGAGGGCGAGAACGAGGAUGAGACGCGGGUGCGUGACGCAAGGAAGUUUCUCAUCUCGGAGGAGCAGUGGCAGACGUUUUGCGGCAAGCAUAAGCAUCUGCCUUGUUACGUGCCCGAGGAUAAUGAGACGAUGGCCGGUAGCUACCUUUUGCUGGACGAGAAGUUGCGUUUCCUCGACAAGGGCAAUGGGCCAAUGAAGAAGAGCGAGUCUCUGCUUGAUGUUGGAGUGAAAAAGGCCAUGCAGCAGGUGGCGUGGGACAAGAGUGCUUUUGAUAAGAGAGGCGGUGUCUACGAGUGGCGGAAACCACAGACUGAAAGAGCAGAAGGGGACUGCAAUGGGGAUAGUAAGAAAGAAUUAGAGUGGUAG